Molecule: messenger RNA, 3043 nt
Organism: Diceros bicornis minor
Lineage: Eukaryota; Metazoa; Chordata; Mammalia; Perissodactyla; Rhinocerotidae
Gene: TMEM253
Product: transmembrane protein 253
Exons: 8
Source: RefSeq, a predicted model, not a curated record
CCUCCCACCCUAAACCCGGACAUACCAGGGAAGGAGUUGGCUCUGCCGCUCUUUCUGCCCCAACAUGCACAGACUCGGGAAGUUCUUCCUGGGGUUUUAUCUCAAAGCCUCUCCCUUACAAUUUCUGUGUCUCUUUUUGGGGAGGAGGAGGGGCGAUUAUAGAGAUAGUUAAUGUCUGCCGUAUAAGAAACAUCAUUAAAGUUACUCUUCGGUCCUUUCUGUUCUUGAUUAAACAACAAUUCCUGCUCCUUCCUCUCGAACUCUCUUUUCCAUUCCUUAAGUCACUUUAAUGGCUCUUCAGUACAACAAAUAUUUACUGAGUGCUUACUAAGUACCAGGCACUAUGCUUGGCGCUGUGGGGGAUGAGCAGAUGAGGGGGAUGUAGUAUCCUCCAUCAAGGAGAUUGUAAUCCAGACAGGGACUACACAUUUGUGCGUAGUAUAUUCAGAUUUAGUCAAUAUUUACUGAAUGCCUGUUCACAUAUUUAAUGGUAUAUAAUCCUUACAAUAACACUCUGAAAUAUAACUAGUCUGCACUUAAGGUAAGAAAAACGAGCCUAAAGAAUGUCUUUCCGUUGGCCUACCGGCUCAGGGGUCCUCGGUGCAAGCCUAACAUCUGACACUAUGUCAGGCCAUCACCACCAAAUACAGUUAAUGCACCCGGGGAUCCAAGAGGGAGUAGACACACAGCAGUUCCCAGGGUCCCUUUAAAUGUGAUUCCCACUCCCCAGGAAAGAAGAGUGGACACAGUGCUCCAGUGAGUGUUGGCCCAGCACUGAGCAGGGCAGAAGUGGCUUACAAAGAAAGCUCCUUGCCUCCUAGGACCCUGCCUCCUGGUACUAAUUCCCAGGGGUCUUCUGGCUCAGCCUUCUUCUGUCAUCAAUAAUAAUAAUGAUAAUAGCCACUAACAUUUAUUGAGUGCUUUGCCAGGUGCUGGGCUAGGCUGAUUCAUAUGCAUUUUCUCUUUUAAUAUGUACUCAAGGCAACCCCUUGAGACUGGUAUUAUUAACUUCCCUUUAUAGAUAGGGAAACAGAAUGAUUAAGUAACUUGCCCAAGGUCACCCAGGUAGAUCUGGGAUUUGAACAUAAGUCUGGUUGCUUCCAGACCUCAGGCUCUGCACCAAGAUGGGCCUUUCCUAUUUUUGAUCUUUAGAGUAUAUAUGUUCUGCUUCUUACUGUAGAAACAAAUGUCCCCAGCUUUGCAUCUGAAUAAACCCUGUAGUAUAUGGGCGUCAGGCACAUCAGUAUGACUUCAUCAACACCACUAAUGGUCAUUAAACACCCACCAUGAGUCAACACUUCACAGUCAUAUUAUUAGCCACCGUUUUAACACUCAGUUUGAACAAACUGAGGUUCAAAUAGAUAGAAUAAUGUAUCCAAGGUCACACAGCUGGGAAAGUGGCAGAGCUGAGAUUCCAGUCCAGGUCUGCCUGGCUGCAAGGCAACUUCUAUCUCUCAGAAAUAUUAAUUGUUGCAAUACUGUCCUUCCCAAGACUGGCCAUUUGGGGACCAUCUUCUGUACAUGUCUAACUGCAGGUUAUCACUGAGUCAAAAGCAAUCCCCUCUAUAAAUAGGGCUCCUCAUCCACCUAGUCCCAUCCAGAGUAAGUCCUUCAAGAAAGGAAGAAGAGAAGAGAAACUGUCCAGAAAGUGAGGGAAGGAAGCCAAGGGAAUUAAACCUUGCCUGGUCUUGGGACAAAGCUGCAAGUGGUAAUGACAGGGGACCAAUCCAGACGGUAAUAUGGGAUUUCCCUAGGGAACAACAAGUAAUUUGAGGAGGAUGCCAACAGAAGAAGAAAGAUUAGAUGGAAAUGGGGGGAAAUUGGGGCCUAGGGUGGUAGUGUCCAUGGGGAUGAGGUGAGUAUUCAGAAGAGGGACCCAGGAUGGGCAGAAAUGGGGGCAAAAGGAAACGAGAACAGAGCGAGGCAGGGCUGGGAGUCUUGUGGAGUGAACUGAGGCUGGUGUCUACCGACGGCCACUCCCUGGAUCCUUAGGCCCUCAUGGGGACCUUUGCCCCACCACACCCCAGUUCUGACAGCGUGUCUCUCCCAGGACAAGUCUGUCAUCUGCUCUGAGCUACCAGGUCCUGCCAGGAGCUUCAGGCCCAGCUGUGUCCCAUCUCUUUUGGAGGAGCUGCUUCAGACUAGGAAGCACUGAGCUCCAUUGGUCGAGGGAGCCAUGGAGGAGAGAGCUGAUCAACGAGAGCAGGAGAGACCCAGCCUUCGUCUGGAAAAGCUACAGCACUGGGCAAGGCAUAGGUGGAGUGGGCACCUCCUGGUGCUGGCGGUGAGCCAGCUAUGGCUGGCAGUGGCUGUGGUGCCCUUUGCUGUCUCAGUUGCUUGCUUGAACUCUGCCUGUCAUAUGGCCACAGCACUGCCACUUGGGCCUGGAGCAUUGGGUCUCCUCACUGGGAUUAUUACCCUUGAGCUGCGCAGAGCACCCCGCCUCUGGAAGGUGCGGGCCAUGAUGAUAUUCAACACCUUCAAUCUGAUCUUGGGCUUCAUCGCAGUGGUGGUCGAGGUGAUGAAGACAGCCUUGGGGCCUGCCUCAACUGCCCCCUCCCAGCUGGCCGGCUUGCUGGUGCUGGAGCUCAGUGCUGAGGCCUUCACCCUAGGAGGAGUGCUGGUCUCAGCAUACUCCCUGUUCCUGCUGAGCCAGAGGAAGCCAGGAUGCUGCAGGAGCCAGAGUCAGCACUACCAGGAGCUGCAGGAGGGUCUCUCUGAGUUGGAGGAAGUUCCUGAUUUGGAGGAUGGUCCCAGGGUGGCUAGCACAGCAAACGGAACAAAUGAGUGAUUCUCUCCCUUCGAUCCUUUCUACUGUAACGGAGACUACAAGUCCCAGGAGGCCCCGCUGCCCCGUAGCCUGCUGGGAAAUAAAGGGCCUUCCCUCCGCGGUGGGGGCGCUGUGCAUCUGCUGAGUGACGCGAGGCGCUGGAAGUUGGGGCCUAGCCGAGUUUCCUCGGACGCGACCACUGGCCUCGUGUGUAGGGAGGAGCGGGGCGGGUUAUUGUGCGUGGGGGCGCGACAUCCCAACCUCGGCAACUGA